AUGACGGGUGAAUAUACUUGUGGUCGCUGCCUUCAGGCACUCCGCCGAGGAGUCGCCGCAGUCCAGGGCUCUCCAAUUCGGCUGCAGAGCCUUGCCAAUUCGAAUCGGAGAUACACCACUUCUUUCGCCCGAAGAUCUGGCUCGCGGAGCAACAACAAUCGCAUUCUGUCGAAUAGCACCCGAGAGCAGAUCAAACGAGUAUCAUCGCAAUCACCCGUUGCCUCCCAGAUAACACCUCAUAAUGCGAAGUCCAUUUCUUCCGAGUCCCGCACUCUUCUGAAGCCAAACAACCUCUUCCAUGACUUCUCGAAAUCGCCCUCUCCGGCAAUUCGUCAGCGUGCAGCAUUUAUAAAGCAAAACGCGUUUUGUCCCCACCCAAGCCACCAACAAACUCGUGCUCCUGUCUCUCCCCACGACCCGGAAUCGCGAAAGGGUCAGCAUGGCUCGAGUCUUCCGCCAGCUCAUUCGCACUUUGAAUGCCCCGACUGUGGUGUUCCCAUCUACUGCUCAGAGGGACAUUGGAUGGAUGACUUCGAGGCCCAUCUGGAGAUUUGUGAAACUAUCCGACAAAUCAAUGAAGAUGACCACGAUUUGCACUCCGGGCGGUUUUUCCCUGAGUUCUCCUACCCGGGUGUGCAAGAUGAGAACUUUGUCAUCAACAUGACCAACUGGGAUACUUUCCUGUACACGCGAGAAUUCGACGCAAUCAAUGAUGAUCGAAGCAUGCGACAAGUGACUAGGAUGCUGACAUACCCUCUUACCAUCGGAAGUGUAUUGCACGACCUGAGCCCAUACAGCGUCCGGAAGGACAGCAGGCUCACAGCUGAGGGUCUCAAAAGUGUCAGCGCUCUCCGCUACAGUUUGCACCCCCCUAAGACAGGAGAAGGGGUCGAUAUCCAAGGACUGCGACUGAAGGCUCCCCCAGUUCGACUAUUCAUUCUCGGGGCGCGUGCUGAAUCCUCUUUGCCUCGAGAUGUCUGGCUACAGCUCAGCCACAUCUUCCCACGCUCUCUCAUUCAUCUAAUUUUCAUUGGACCGGAGAGUAUGGCCAACCGGGAUGAAGAGUUUCCACUUCCCAAGCGGACUCCGGAAAAUCCAUUCGGAGGAAUUGUCGAAGAUCGUCUUGGUGGUCAACUGAAGAUCACGACGUACGUCGAUUACUUCCACACGAUGUACAAGGCGCAGUACUUCCAGCCAUUCGACCCCUACCUGGACUGCAUUGUGCUCUUCCACCCUGGACUUGGGCACCCAGCCAGCUCCCACGAAUGGGAGGAAACGCUACCACAGCUUCUCGAGACCAAAGUUCCUAUCAUCAGCACGGGCUACACGCAGUGGGAUAUGGAAAGAGAUAUCAACUGGGUUCACGAGAAAUGCGGUGGAGAAUUCGAUGUUCUGUUGGAACCUGGCGAGAAUAUCUUCCGUAGUCUGCGCUGGGAUCUCAACGAUCUAGAUCCACAUGAUGUUUCAUGCGGAAACUGGGGUUUGUGGGCGUUCAGAGGAAAGAGGUAUGUGAUCAGCAAUACUCGGAAUACUUAG
Messenger RNA from Aspergillus wentii DTO 134E9, 1536 nucleotides. Its product is annotated as putative mRNA processing protein (Mss51). Bases 1 to 1536 code for a protein of 511 amino acids. The transcript is spliced from 4 exons. Gene Ontology annotation, cellular component: extrinsic component of mitochondrial inner membrane. The record is from RefSeq and is a predicted model, not a curated record. Lineage: Eukaryota; Fungi; Ascomycota; Eurotiomycetes; Eurotiales; Aspergillaceae. Gene Ontology annotation, biological process: mitochondrial respiratory chain complex IV assembly.